AUGUGGCCAUCAAAUGAAGGUAACAGGCCUGCUCCUAGACAGAAAAAGUGGUACGAGAUUUAUCAAAGGCCCACUGCGUCAAACGUUACUGGACUAGCACAAAAGGUGGUGGAACAACCUCAUGCUGCUGAAACAGCAAAGAAGGUCAUGGAGCAGAGUCAGCCUGACCUCCAGCCUCAUCCCCUGCCCAAGCCCCAGCCAACUGCACCUGUGGAAGCAAGAGUUGCAACACAAUUUUCAUUGUUUACCAAAUCAAGAUUUACCGGGUCUCACAUUGCUGCAGCAAAGCCAAAUCUCAGUUUGGCCAGGAGAACUUCUCAGGCUGAAGACCAGCCCAGCGCAGCAGUGUCUAGUGCCUCUAGACCAAGCACUACAGUCUCUACACCAGAUCCUACAGUUCCAACCCCUGUCCCCAGAGCCACUGCAGAUGUGUCCAAUCCCGCUCAGCCAUGCAGGAUCGUCUCUACUGCUCCUUCUGGGGCAUUAUUGCAAGGUCCAUCUGUAGUUCAACUUCCUCGUUUGUGGUCUGAGACCAUACCACCAGAGGAUCACAAGUGGAUUGGCAAAAGGCUUUUCAAAAUUGGAUCCAAAGGAAAGCCAGCACUUCGUGAUGACCUCCAGCUCUGGUAUUACCCCCCACAACCAGCACUUAUUUACAAUCAGGCUCCAGCUCCAGACAGAUUCUUUUGUCAUACUCUUCUGCUGUGGAUGCCAUACAAGCUGUGGAGGGUUAAGGUUCUCUGUCCCAAUCCAGCCUGCGGACAACAUCAGCUGACAGGAGGUGGUCUGCACAAAAGGGCACGGCAGGUUCUAGACAUUGACAGAACAUACAAUAUGGUCACAGAAACCCUUAUCUGUACAAAGUGUAGAGCCUCGCAUGUGUCCUGGAGUCAGACUGUCCUGCAACAGCUAGAUCUGGGCCAUCGCUCUGAGUUUCAGGUCAUCCUCACGCGGAAGUACGCCUGUGAUAUGCGGGUCAUCAGGCUCUUGCGUGAGCGUGGCUUAGGCAAUAGUCCCACUAGGGUGAUAAAGCAGCUGCGUGAAAACCACAGCGAGCAGUGGCUCCAUCGUCUGGCCCGGUACACCACCCAAUGUGUUGACUUCCUCAAUCAACCCGGGGUGAUGCCAGUAAAUUUCCAGGAGCCCCCAGAGCCUACGGUGGUGCCAAGCUGCAAGUGGUUGCUCACCGUUUACAGCCAAGACAUUCUGACCAGGCUGGAUGAAAUCCAUGCCAGAAUAACAUCCACCUAUGGCUCUGUCUUGAAGAUGGAUUCUACUAAAAAGAUCACCAAGAAGCUGGCUGGGACAGCGAGGGGAACGGGACUCUGGCUUACCUCUGUUGGCAACGAGUUUGGUCAGGUGCUCAUAAGUGUGCUGACAGCCCAGGAAGGAGCAGGACUUGACAUGAUGGUAGACGGUCUGGUGAAAAGAUACCAGCAGGCUGGUGUAAAUCCACCUUCUGUGUUGUACGUGGACUGUGGGUGCUGCAGUGAGGUGAGCGAGAGCAAGCUGAAAACCAGGUUUAGGGGCUGGCCAGAUCUCAUGAUACGCUUGGACAUCUGGCAUUUUAUGCGCAGGAUUGCCUUGGGGUGUACAACUGAUGCCCAUCAGUUGUACCCCAUUUUCAUGUCACGGCUAUCAGCAUGCAUCUUUGAAUGGGAUGCAGCUGACGUCUCUAUCCUUCGCAAAGCAAAGAGAGAGCUGUUGAUGUCCCAGGGUUGGCCUGCGCUGACAGAUGAAGAUGUAAACAAGCAUCUGACCAGGGAGGAGCUGGCUCUACAUUGCCGGAGGAGGACCCGUGGAGAGGAGACUACCAUCCUUCUCCUUGAACAACUGCUUACAGAACUCCUGAGCAGCAAGGGAAAUGACUCUCUGGGGGUUCCUCUCUUGGAUCGAGAAAGGAUGGAGCACAUCUGGUGUGUCCAAAAGAAGCACAUCAAGUGUAUCCAAGACCCUCUUGGUGUUGCCCUCUAUACUGAGACCGGGAGCCUAACCAAGGGAGGUGUGCUUCUGAAGACUUACAGAUGUGCCAGAGGCUCCACUUCUCUUGAAUCCUUUCAUUUACACCUUAACCGUUUCAUCCCAGCACAGACCUGUGUUAUGUGUGGAGUGUGUGGAUCUAGUGAUGAAGUGAACCUCUCAACCGCUUUUACCUUCCACUGA
Molecule: messenger RNA, 2163 nt
Organism: Carassius gibelio (silver crucian carp)
Lineage: Eukaryota; Metazoa; Chordata; Actinopteri; Cypriniformes; Cyprinidae
Exons: 8
Coding region: 1-2163 (720 amino acids)
Source: RefSeq, a predicted model, not a curated record